Culex quinquefasciatus (southern house mosquito) is the source of this 1127-nucleotide messenger RNA. It is a transcript of the gene Tsp68C, whose product is annotated as CD151 antigen. Gene Ontology annotation, cellular component: membrane. Lineage: Eukaryota; Metazoa; Arthropoda; Insecta; Diptera; Culicidae. The record is from RefSeq and is a predicted model, not a curated record.
CCCCUUCCAGCUAUGCGGCGUCACCCUGCUCGCCACCGGGUUCUACAUGUUCACCGACGGGCCCCGGAUCCUUCUGUCCCGCCUACUAAUCUCCGCCACCGAGCAGCACAAAACCGCCCUGUCAGAGCUUGAGCAACCCCUCUUCUACUAUGUCGCCCUAGCCCUCACCAUAGCAGGCCUGAUCGCCAUAACUGCUGCCCUGCUCGGCUGCUGGGCCUCCUGCAUGAACACCUACUGUGUGCUGACGAUCUACUUUCUCAUAAUCCUAUCGCUGUUGAUCGGCGAGUUCGGCGUGUGCCUCAUGAUUACCGCCUGGCCGCAGUGUCUCGGUCUCAACCUGGACGAAACGGCCAUGGUGAAGGUGCUGCAGGGCAGCUACGGCGUGCCCGGUCACGAGCAGUUCACCGCCGCCAUGGACCUGGCCCAAACCAUCUUCGAGUGCUGCGCCGUCAAUACGGCCAUCAACUACGACACUUCGCUGUGGAAGCUGCAGAGUUUGGGCAAGAAGGAACUGACCGUUCCGUUGACCUGCUGCAAGCUGCAGAACCGGUUCGAGUUCUCCGCCUACUUGGAUCCGGUCCCGACGAAUCUGACCCUCUGCCAAGCGCUUCAACCGCACGACUACGAAGGCAACCGACACUUGGAUGGUUGCCUGCACAAGAUUGAAGUGUGGUACCGCGAGCAGUACUUCCUGUUUCUCUGCGCCGGCCUCAUCGUAGCAGUGGUCGAGUUCUGCGUGCUCCUCAGCAUCAUCCUCAGCUGUACAAAACUUCCCCGGAAACCUGCCUCUGUUGGGAUCAAUCCGGACCGGUUGCAGCCACCGUCGUCGCUACCGCGUCCGGCAGGUCACAUAGUGCGAGAUAACAUCUACGAGCGCGAUUUGCCGACGCCGAUUCCGGUGCCGACCAUCCGCGAGUCGUACAUUCAACCGCAGGAGUUUACCAAAUCGAGGCACGAGAUUCCGUUCAACACGGGAUCGCACUACUAUCAGAUUUCCAAGAGUUACCUCGUGUAGGAGGGCACUCUGCACGUGGACGUGCUCUGAGUACCUUUAUUUCUAGUAAUUUAAGGACGGUUUGAUAGACUUAAAGAUAGAUUUGAAAAUAAAAUUUAAGUUGUGAAAAAAA